This is a messenger RNA of Daktulosphaira vitifoliae (grape phylloxera), 3800 nucleotides long. It is a transcript of the gene fw, whose product is annotated as sushi, von Willebrand factor type A, EGF and pentraxin domain-containing protein 1. The transcript has 20 exons. Gene Ontology annotation, molecular function: G protein-coupled receptor activity. Gene Ontology annotation, cellular component: membrane. Bases 234 to 3578 code for a protein of 1114 amino acids. The record is from RefSeq and is a predicted model, not a curated record. Lineage: Eukaryota; Metazoa; Arthropoda; Insecta; Hemiptera; Phylloxeridae.
UUUCUUCGAGUAUCAUACAGGUGAGUGUAACCGCUGUUCGGCAUGACCAAAUACCGGUUGCUGGUUCUGCCGACAUCAGUUGUUAGUGGCACGCCGCGCUUAGUGAAUGGUCGUCAUCGAGGACUACAAUGUGAUCGCAUAAAAAAGUGCCCGGCGAACGUGUUUUUAUGUGCUCCGUCCUUUGUAGUGACGUCAAACGCCUGUCAUACUGCAGGUGUCAGUGACUGUGCGAUAUGUCGAAGCUCAGAAGUCCGAAACGCCGAUGGUCAGAACAAAUUUCAGUAUUAUUUUCAAUAACCAUCGCUUUUUUACUGCAGACGAAUAUUAUCGACGCCCAGUCAACAGGAGAUAGCUGCGGUCAUCCACCCGUUCCUGUCAAUGCUAAACUUACAAGGGAAGGAUCCAGGGCUACAUAUACGUGUGAUGAUGGAUAUAAACUUUUCGGUUCAGAAUCGAUAACAUGUUCUGCAAAUGGCGCAUGGAUUGGAGAUCUACCGUUUUGUGGAACUAAUGUAGCUGUACAUAAACCAACCAAUCAAUCUACCACGGCUAGAGGUGGAAACUCUGGUAACGCCAAUGAUGGUGAUCCCACUACUGUACACGACGGCCGUCGGUGUACGGAGACUCUUAAAGAACCUUCACCAUGGUGGUCAGUUGAUUUAUUACAGUCAUAUCCAGUCAGAGCUAUAUCUAUUACAACAAGGGGUUGUUGCGGUCAUCAGCCUUUACAAGAUAUAGAAAUAAGAGUUGGAAACAGUAGCACUGAACUACAAAGAAAUCCAUUGUGCUCAUGGUUUCCGGGAACAAUAGAGGAAGGAACCACGAAAGUUCUUAGUUGCGCUAGACAAAUAGUUGGACAAUAUGUAUUUUUGCAGUUAGUAGGCGUUGAAGGAUCACUUUCUUUAUGCGAAGUUGAAGUAUAUUCUACUGACGAAUUUUCUAUUGAUCGUUGCUCUCCGGGAAGUUCAUCUCAGCAAACCGAUGUGGCCGUGUUUGAUAAUAAAUGUUAUGAAUUUAAUGUGAACAAAGGCACUUCAUUUUUGGAUGCCAGACAAAAAUGUCAGGCUACCAAUGGCGAUUUGGCACACGGCUUCAGAGGGUCAUCUUCGACGUUUUUAUUGGCUGAAUUGGAAAGACGAAAAUCUCGACUAAAGACUCAGUUGAUUUGGAUAGGAGUACAAAAAGAACCUAGUUUAACUUCACGAACGUGGAAAUGGGUUAAUGGCGAAUUGGUAACAAAACCAACUUGGGGAAAAGAUCAACCAAACAAUUACAAUGGUGAACAAAAUUGUGUGGUACUCGAUGGAGGUCGGGAGUGGUUGUGGAAUGAUGUAGGAUGUAAUUUAGAUUAUUUACACUGGAUAUGCCAAUACACACCAACAACUUGUGGAAGUCCUGAUAUCAAAGUAAACAGUACCAUUUUAAGUCCAUACACAUUUAAAGUCUCAUCAGUUAUUGAAUACUCUUGCCCAGAAGGCCAUUAUACUCAGGGAUCGUCUAAAAGAACCUGUGGAGUCAAUGGAUUUUGGACUGGAAUUGCCCCAAGUUGCAAGUAUAUUGAUUGUGGACCAUUAAGUGGUAUUGAUAACGGGACAGUAGUAAUGGAAGAUGAUAGAACUACUUAUCAAGCAUCGGCAAAAUAUUCUUGUAAUCAAAAUUACAGUUUAACGAAUGGAGAUGCUAAGAGAGUAUGCAAUGAAGACGGAAAAUGGAGUGGACGUACACCACAAUGUUUGUUCGAUUGGUGUGGAGAUCCACUCGAAGUUGCUGGUGCGACAGUAACUACUACGGGUCACAAAGCAGGUUCUACAGCAGUAUAUAUAUGUUAUCAAGGAUUUGUAGCUGUAGGAGGACAACAAGAGCUAAAAUGUGGACUAGGAGGAGAAUGGUCAGGAAAACCGUUGGUCUGUAGAUUUGUUGAUUGUGGUCCACCACAAAUAAUUGAAAAUGGACAGGUUAAUUUGAUUAAUGGUACAACAACACAUGGAAGUAUUAUCGAGUAUACGUGUGAACAAGACUACUGGCUUCAGCCUCAUACAAGUCGUCGCCAAAUGUGUACUAAAGAAGCAAAAUGGUCAGCGGAUCCACCUACAUGCCAACUGAUAACUUGUCAAGAACCCGAAGUUCCAGCUGGAGGUUAUGUGGUUGGUUAUGACUUUAAUAUUCAUUCAAGUAUUGAAUAUCAUUGUGACGCUGGCCACAAAUUAAUUGGUACGUCAGUGAUGCAAUGUAACAACAAUGGAGAAUGGAACUCAACACCACCAGAAUGUCAAUACAUAGAUUGCGGUAAACUUACACCACCUAUUUAUGGAUCAUUACAUUAUUCUAAUGAAAGUACACAUCUCGAUAGUGAAGUUAGAUUUAGUUGUAAUAACAAUUACAGAUUAAUAGGAGUUGUAUUACGACGAUGUCUUGAAAAUCAAACAUGGAGCGGAACAGCUCCUAGAUGUGAAGAAAUAAGAUGCCCAGAACCAAUACUACCAGAACAUAGUAUAUUGUCGGUAACGAGCAAUGAUCGAUUAUAUGGACGAACAAUUAUUAGGACAACGUCAGAUACAGUUUCUUCUUCUACUUAUAAAAUUGGUUCUUUAGUCAAAUAUCGUUGCGAAAGAGGUUAUAAAGUUGUUGGAGAGGCUAUAAGUAACUGCGAUGAUACUGGAUCGUGGACAGGCGUAAUACCACAAUGUAUUUAUGUCGAUUGUGGUAUACCAUUAAGUAUUGAUAAUGGAAAUUUCAACCUAGUAUCUAACGUCACCUACUAUGGAUCAGCAGUAAUAUAUGAAUGUGAUGAACAUUAUGAACUUGAUGGACAUGGUAGAAGACUAUGUCUAGAAAAUGGAACAUGGAGUUCAGAAACUCCUAAAUGUCAAGAAAUAAACUGCGAGGAACUGAAAAAUGAGAACAAUGUUUUAGUUAAAAUUCUAUCGAGAACAGUAGGGGGAAUAGCUCAAUACUCAUGUCCUAAAGGUUAUUUUACAACAGAUAAUACAACAAGACACUGCCUUCCUAAAGGGUCGUGGAGUGGAAGACCACCUGUUUGUCAAUUGGUCGAUUGCCAGCAUCCUGGACCAAUUGAAAACGGUCGUGUAAUAAUAAUGAAUGAUACAACAACUUAUAAUAGUGCUGCGGAAUACCACUGUAUACCACAUUUCCAAAGAAUAGGUCCAUAUUUAAGAAAAUGUUUAGAUGAUGGUCAGUGGUCAGGAGAACAACCUUAUUGCCAAUCUGUAAAUGCAGUAAUGAGUGAUAAUAGAACCUUAGGAUUAGCCGUUAGUGUUGGCGGUGGUAUUGUUUUAUUCCUAGUCAUACUUCUCGCAUUAAUUUAUUUAAGACUAAAAAAACCAACUCCAGUGAAAAAUACAGAAAACGUCGAAGGAGCUGUGCGCAAAGAAGAGCAAAAUACAGCAGUUAUGUCAUAUGCUUCUUUAAGUGAUGUUCAAAGUCAUAUAUAUGACUCAGUUCCAGAUUACACUUAUGAUGAACCAAAUAGUUAUUAUGAGCCAUCUCCAAUUUCUAAGUCAAAAUCUGACCACUCCGCUGGAGCUACUGUAACUAUCAAUGGAGUAGCAAUAAGAUAAAUCUCGAAAUUAGGUUAUCUUGUCAAUGUUAUAUGUACUUAUGUAAAUAUAUUUUAAAUAAUGUAAAAAUGUAGAAGUAAUUUAUCACAAAUUAAGAUGAAUAUACACGUAUGGUAUUAAAUAUGAAAAUAAUUUAUUAAUAUAAGUUAUUUGUCCUUUUAAUAUAACAAAUUAAAUUAUGUUAUAUGUAUGUAUAUUUAUGAGCUGUGAAAUAAAUUAAAU